Molecule: messenger RNA, 474 nt
Organism: Penicillium malachiteum
Lineage: Eukaryota; Fungi; Ascomycota; Eurotiomycetes; Eurotiales; Aspergillaceae
Product: ankyrin repeat domain-containing protein
Exons: 1
Coding region: 1-474 (157 amino acids)
Molecular function (GO): protein binding
Source: RefSeq, a predicted model, not a curated record
AUGCAGCCUCUGUUAUAUGCCGCUAAGAGAAAUAGUCCUGCUCUUGUCCACAUUCUUCUUGAGGCUGGAGCUGAUGCUGAAUCCAAAAAUGGCCUGGGAGAAUCAGCACUGUGGGAGGCAGUGUGUCAUGAUAAUACCGAGAUAGCCAAGCUAUUACUUGAGAGAAGGGCAGAUCCAAACUUGCAGACAAAUGAUAAAAGAACUAUGCUCCGAUCUGCAGUCCAAAAACAGAGCAAAUCUAUGGCUUCCAUGCUGCUCGAACAUGAAGCACAUCCAAAUGUGAAGAAUGAGAAGGGAGAGACACCACUCUUUGAUGCAGUCAAAAUGAUCAACAAUGAAAUAGCUCAGCUUCUCCUCCAGAACGAAGCAUGUGUUGAUGCGCAGGAUGAAGUCGGAGACACUGUGCUCUUUCUUGCAGUCCGCGGACAGUUCCUCCCUAUGACGACUUUUCUUUUGAGCAAAGGAGCAGACUAA